CUUCGUUGAGAGAAAGCAAAUCUCUCUUGGCAGACGCAAUGGCAUCACGCAGGUCGAGGUCUCCGUCGACCCCUUCUGAGGGUGAGAUCAUCGAAUCAGGUUCAGAGACGAAGGCAACUACGUCGCAACUUCCUCUUAAUGGCAGCAGCAUUGACCGUCCCACCAGAGCUAGUUCAUCCGCCCCCAGAUCACCAGCUUCGUUGAGCAGAUCGCCCCGCCACCGGAGGUCGAGGACCAGAACCAGAUCGCCCUCCCGCACCCGGUCCCGCUCCCCGUACCGCGAUUACAGAGGCUACAAACGUCGCCGGGACGAUGGCUAUGAUCGUGACUAUGAACAUGACGACCGCCGAUCCCGAUACGAACCCGCCCGCCGCGUCGGGUCCCGAUACGAUGAUAGUAGGUACGCCGGCCGCAGCGGGCAAUCUCACCGCCGAGCCAGGCCCUACUACGACUAUGAUCGGGAAGAGAACUUUGGCGAGGGUCUUCGAUAUAGCGACGACUCGGAUCGUCGCAGGGACAAACGUGCCCGCACCCGCAGCCGAUCGCCCUUCCGCGAAGUGCGGAAACCAAAGCAGUACUCUGGGGAUGAGUGGGAAGUCCAGAGAGGUGAUAACGUCGCGUCUCGCGAUUAUAGAAGGAGGACUUCUAUUGAACAGUCAGUGAGCGAGCGGGGGAAUCCUCCAGUCGUCGCUCGGGAUCUAAAACCACAUGCUGAAAUUCAGAAACCUCAGGUGCAUCAAAACUCUGGGACCUCUAGUGAUCGUCUUAACAGUGUGAAUAAUGCGCAACCUUCCGAAACCCAGGAGGAGCAACAGCCUGUCGAACCAGUGGAUGAGGCCGCCCAAUUGGAAGCUCGUCGCAAACGGCGUGAGGCUAUCCGCGCGAAAUACCGUGGUCAAGCGACGCCGUUGCGUCUGCAGGCUCUCCAGAUUGGAAGUGAUAGGGAUUCAGCAACCCCGAGCGCUGAGACGGUCGCUUCCGUUACCACGAAUAGCGCUCUUUCAGAUGCAGCACCGCAGUCGGCUCCUCAAACGCCUAAUGACAGUCCGGAUUCUUUCCCUGAUUUCAGAGUUGACAAGGAAGAUGGUUCGCUUAACAACGGUGCACCUGUAGAUGGUGCGGAUAAAGAUGAAGUUUCCGCAGCAGACUACGACCCUACAAUGGACAUGAGAGCCGAAAAGGAAAAGCACGAUACUCGCAGCUCAACCGAGGAUGUUUCCGCGGCGGCUUAUGAUGAAACUCAAACGACCAAACAGGACAUCUUGCUCCCUGAUGCGGAGCAGCCUGUACCACAAGCCAAGGCGAGAGAUCCCUACGAUAUGUUUGCGGAGGACGAUGACGACGAUAUGUUCGCCGAAGAUCCGCGUGACACGGCGCAGCCUACGCAUGCCUCGGCCAUGUCCGCCAUUCCACAGCCCAAAGAGCUGGACGUCAGUAUGCUGGACAAUUGGGACGAUCCGGAGGGUUAUUACAAUGUGCGGCUCGGUGAGUUGAUCAAUGGGCGAUACCAUGUGCAGCAGAAUCUUGGCAAAGGCAUGUUUUCAUCUGUAGUGCGCGCCACCGACUCGAAGACUGGCGGUUUGGUUGCGAUCAAGAUCAUCCGUCAAAACGACACGAUGCGGAAAGCGGGCAUGAAGGAAAUUGGUAUUUUGGAGCAACUCCGCGAGGCGGACCCCGAGGACAAGAAACACGUCAUCAGAUUCGAGCGGUAUUUCGAGCACAAGGGCCACUUGUGCAUGGUGUUUGAGAACCUGGGCAUGAACCUGCGGGAGCUUGUAAACAAGAAGGGCCGCGACACCGGGCUGAAUCUCACGGCGAUCCGGGUUUAUGCGCAGCAAAUCUUUUUGGGUCUCAGCUUGUUUCGUAAGUGCAACAUUCUGCACGCCGAUCUGAAGCCCGAUAAUCUCCUGGUCAAUGAGCACUACAAUGUUCUCAAGGUGUGUGACCUGGGGUCAGCGUCCCCGGCGACGGAUAACGAAAUAACGCCAUACUUGGUCAGUCGGUUCUACCGGGCGCCGGAGAUCAUCCUGGGGAUCCCGUACGAUCACGCCAUCGAUGUAUGGUCGAUUGGCUGCACCUUAUUCGAGAUCGCUACGGGGAAGAUCCUUUUUACGGGGCGAAACAACAAUCAGAUGCUACGCUCGAUCAUGGAAUGCCGUGGCAAAUACCCGCCGAAGCUCCUCCGGCGCGGGUCGCUGGCGCACCUGCACUUCGACGAUAUGCUGAAUUUCCACAGCCAGGAGGAGGACAAGAUCACGGGGCGUCCGGUGGUACGGAUGAUGGACUUCAAGAAGCCGACGCGCGAUCUGCGGACGCGGCUGAUGGGCAAGGGGACCCGCGGAAUGACGGAGAGCGAAACCAAGGAGCUGACGUUGUUCUUGGACCUGCUGGAACGUUGCCUGAACCUCAAUCCGGAGAAGCGAUGCACGCCGGCGGAGGCGUUGCGACAUCCGUUCAUCUCGCGACCGAAGGUGUAAUAGUUGGGGCGAGUUUUGCUAGUGGUUCGGAGAUGAUUUGUACAUAUUUAGUCAUGGUGGUACUUGGUACAACUGCACACACAUAUCUUAGCAGUAAUGUAUGCAUCGG
Molecule: messenger RNA, 2586 nt
Organism: Aspergillus homomorphus CBS 101889
Lineage: Eukaryota; Fungi; Ascomycota; Eurotiomycetes; Eurotiales; Aspergillaceae
Product: putative serine/threonine protein kinase (Prp4)
Exons: 3
Coding region: 39-2477 (812 amino acids)
Biological process (GO): mRNA cis splicing, via spliceosome; peptidyl-serine phosphorylation; peptidyl-threonine phosphorylation
Molecular function (GO): protein serine/threonine kinase activity; ATP binding
Source: RefSeq, a predicted model, not a curated record